AUCGGUUUUCUUUCACAUUCACUCAGUUGCUGACCAUACAUCAAGAAUGAUUACCAAGAGUGCAGUUGCCUUCCUCUUAAUUUUGGCCUCGUCUGCCUUUGCCGAAAUUGUUCAAUGGCAAGCUUGUCCUACUUCUCCCAAUGCUCCACUUAAUUGCACGGUUCAUGAAGUUCGAGUGGACCCUUGCAAGGAAGCUGAUCAGGGGAAACCAUGUAAAAUAAAGAGAGGAAUUGAUGCUAGUAUUAGCUUCGAUUUCACCCCUAACUUCGAUGCCACGACUGCUGAAAGCAGAGCAUACUGGGUCAGUCCUUUGAUGGACUUGCCAUUUGUCGGAAUGGAAACUGAUGCUUGCAAAGCCACCCAGUGUCCAAUCGUUAAGGCGCAAAAGAAAUCUUACACCAUGCAUUUGCCAAUUGCGAAAAGUUUUCCAAUUAGAGCAUACGACGUAAAAUGGAAACUGUGGAACGACAAAGAACAAGACUGCUGUUUCAUUUUCCAGAUCAAAUUGACCAAGUGAAAAUCAUCAUUUACCGUCCCUUUUUCACCCUUGACUCAUUGCAUAAUUGAUUUGAUAACUUAAUUAAAUAAAAAAUUUUCAGAGUCUA
Messenger RNA from Belonocnema kinseyi, 605 nucleotides. Its product is annotated as MD-2-related lipid-recognition protein-like. The record is from RefSeq and is a predicted model, not a curated record. Gene Ontology annotation, molecular function: sterol binding. Gene Ontology annotation, biological process: intracellular cholesterol transport. Lineage: Eukaryota; Metazoa; Arthropoda; Insecta; Hymenoptera; Cynipidae. The transcript has 4 exons. Bases 47 to 517 code for a protein of 156 amino acids.